CGUAACAAAAUUCAUACCAUACCAUCUACGUCUGUUGAUAAUAGAAGAUAUGGUAGCGACACUAAUUCAGUGUCAUGGGUAAUGACGGUCUUUAUUGGAGGGGGAGUAGUGCUUGUUAUGGCAUUUGGCACUAUCGCAAUCUUGGUUAUAAAAUUACGGCGCGUGACUCAGACCAGAGACGGAUCUAGAGGCAAGUUCGUAAGUCUUGAAUAAUUAAGGAAAAUCAUUAUUCACAAAUUAAGUUCAUUAUUUAAAUCAGUCGAGUGAGUAAGAUUUAAAUUUCUAGUCAAAGAGGAGCUCGCUCUAACAGAAAACGCAAAAAGGACAAAGAUAACUGAUGGAUCUUUUUCGAUGGUAAUACAGUUUGGUCACCGUGAGAGAGAAGAACUUACUCACUGUAACUCACGAUAACUCACUAAAACUAUAUCUUAUAGAAAUGGCGUGGUUGUCAAAAGUGUGAUAAAAAUGUCACAGUAUAGUUACUGGGCAAAACUUACUUUAUAUCCUCCUAUUAGCUGUUCAAAUAGAACGUAUCUUUCAGUUUAGUACGCCCUUUUUGAAUAUUUUUUAUCUGUUCCUUUUUUGCAGAUGCAAGAAGUGAAAUUGCUGAAAGGUAGGCAAAGAACUGCCCAAUGCCGGCUCACUGCACCAUUUUUCGGAUGUUUAUCGCCAUGUCAUUGUUAAGAAAGAUUUUUUCACUCAGAUUUGUCUUAUAGUUUCACCAUACUCCCGAAGAACCCUCAAAUGUAAUAAAUAACCCUAAAUGUAAUAAAGGUCCCAAGUGUAAUAACUUUUGGCCCUUAAUGUAAUAAAGGUCCUAAAUGUAAUAACUUUUGGCCCUAAAUGUAAUAAAGCGUCUCAUAAUAUUAUAUGUGUAAUAGGUUUUAGCCCUAAAUGUAAUGGAAGUCUUAACAGUAUACUGCAUGUAUGUAACAUAACAACCCCAAACUUGAUAAAGUCCUUGACUGAAACAUGCGACGGUCUGAUGCGAUAUUAAUUUUAUAGCCAACUGGCGAUUACCCGGGCGAUUCCCUUUCUUCGCCCUAAUGUAGUCUUCAUAGAUAUUCAUAAACUUAGAAAGCGGCUAGAGCGCUCAAGAAGUAGGAGAAACACUUAUAAAUUAACUACGUCUCGAUCGUGUUUCCUACUGAUCCGUACAUCGUAAAACGCGAGUUAUAAACAACUGGAAUCUACACAAAAGUUUUCAAAAUACAGUAGUAAUUUAGUAAUUGAAGGAAGUAUUAAUGUGCAUUAGAACAGUCGUUGUAAAUUAACUACUUUUGCCUAUGGGGUUUUUUAAUGUUGCACCAAAAAAAGAAAUGUUUUUUUUUUUUUUUAUCAUUUUCCAAAAGAGUAUGUCGGUCGGUCCAUACAGAAUGCUGUGAACACGAAGUUAUCUCUAAACAACAAGAUAUUAAGGCCGGUAUAUCUUGAUAGUUUUUCGGACUUCCUGACUUUGAUUUUAAUUUCUACCAGGAGUACUUCUUGAAGUGAAUUUUUAUGCUAACUUUUUUUUCCAGGAUUUUACCACAUGAAUAAUAAUAAGUUGUUACUCAAAUGGCUAUAUAGGGGAUCUGCCUGGUGUAUUUAGUAAUUCUUCCCUAGACACAUUCAUGCGCUCAGUUAAUCUGUAAUAAGGCUGAAAGCCAACACUAUGAAAUCUUCUUAUGACCAUAAGCAUAAUAAGAGCUGAAAGAAUUACACUUAGGACCCUAUAUUACAUUUAGGGCCAAAAGUUAUUACAUUUAGGACCUUUAUUACAUUUAGGGUUAUUUAUUACAUUUGAGGCCUCAACAACAUCUAUUGUCAAGAAAUUUCAUGCUCUAAAGUGCUGCAUUUUGAAUUCAGGAUUCAGCUUGAAAAUCAGAGCAGCGCUUUGAAUCCAACACAGAAAGCAGUGGCCACUCGACUCAGUGGGAUGUCAGAUGAAAACGGAGAUCAUGGAAGACUUGACGUCCAAACAAGACAACAGCCACGCCGGACGGUUUGCGAAUACACCAUGUUGAGUCAGAGUACAAUGGUAUGUCCAACUAAUUAUGCCAAGAAUUCAAAACUUAAACGGCAACACAUAAAGACGAGAAGCCUCUAGGGCCAUUGUUAUAUCUUUUCCUAAUAGAUAUAUUCUUUAAUAAUUUAAUUGUUAUGGCAGUUAGCCCUGUUCAAACCAAGCUUUUUCCUCUUACUUCCUGUCGCCGGGAAAGGAAGGAGGAGGGAGGGGGGAGGGGGGCUUCGGACGUCGGAGGGUCCCAUUUUAUACUUUAAGACCCCGCUUAUGAUACGGUCACCAAAAUUACACAGGAUCGUGUGCUCAGCAUUUCUAAUCAAGGUAUACUUUGAUUGACGCAAUGACGUAAUGCACAUGAUGUCAUCAUCACGUCAUAGUAUUCAACUUAAAUUUUUUUGGGGGGUGGGGUGGGGGGCGCUAAAAAAAACUCCUCCGGUCUGAAUUGGAUUUAGUGAAUUAUUCAUUGUAUUAUACUAACUGGUGGGUAGUGUGAUGAGUUCCUGAGAGUCUCUCUUGCAUCUGACAGUAUGACUAUUAGUUCUUUAACUGCUUUAAUUUGUUAUUGCUUCAUCCGGUAAUUGUUACUUCAUUUGGUUUCCUUUUCUAACUUAUUCUUUCCUCCAUUAAUUUUACAGACACAAAGUGAAAGAGUCUACGCGUCACUUGUGAAUCAGUAAAUAGUAACAGCAAUAGACCCUGUAAUAAUUCGCCGAUAUACGUUAAUCAAAGAUAAGCUUUCCCUUCCUCCCCGGUUUACUAAACAACUGAUAUUUCGCGGAUUGCAUUUUAAGCCUCUUAAAAAAAUUUAAAUGAUCAUGUUGAACUUUCGUUUAUAUUUCAACCAGAAAUGAAUGUAUCAAUGAAAAGGGUUUUUAGAGCGUUCAGGCUGAGAGUAGCAAAAAUUUUGAGCACAUGCCGAGGUCGUGAGACUCAAUUUUAAGAGAACGGGUAUCUAUCUCCCGUGUCUAUAGUCCUCUUUGAGGGUCUCAAUGGGGUGGUGGCUUUUACGGUUAUCGGCUAAAAUUUUGGCUCUUUUACGGCUAUCGGUUAAUUUUUUUCAGUUACGGUUAACAAAAAAGUUAAAAAUUAACUUCUUUUGUUUCAAAAAGUUAAACCUGUAUUUUUUCUAUCUUUAAAUCGAAAUAAAGGUCUUCGGAUCAUCUCGGGAUGAAACAAACUAUUCUUUUGAAAAAUUUUAACAUUUGAUAGAUCAUACUUUUUAUAAAGUAUUUCACUUCUAAUAUUAUUUUACACAUAGAAAUGUCAAUAGUCAAAUUAAAAAUAAUCUUGUGAAAAAGCAAAAGCGAACACGCAAACGUCCAACUCAAGGCCGGGGCGCGACAUUCAUUAUAACAGAAAUGGCCGUGUUCACACUAGAGACGUAUUACUCGUGUGAGACGGGUUAUCCGUUUGAUGAUUCGUGUCAGAUAGGUAUACUUCUUAAUUUGAAACUGGAAUAGUUUUAAUUUUGAAUGAGCAAUCCGCCUAACUUUACCCGUUAAUUUCAACGGACAGUUUCAAGACGGGAAUAUCCGUUCCAGAUAGCCGGUGUACAACCCUCCCACCCUUCCCCCUCCCCCCCCCCCUUCAGAAAAAAUCGGAGAAGGGGUGUCUGUGGGGAGGGCGCGACUCUACACACGCUAGUCUCAGACGGAUAAUCCAUCUCUAGCUCUAGCGUGAAAACGGCCAAUAACAAUAUUCCCGUGUCUAGCGAAGGACUGUACGGAACGACUAUCUGCCGUUGCCUUGUCCGUAGGCCUCAUUAUUCCGCGCAGCUAAUGUGUUUCGGGUCACGUGGUCCUAGCGAGUUUGCCACCGAAAUGCCUAGACCGAGAUUGCGUGGGAAGACGCCGUACAGGGACUAGGCAUGGCAAUGUCUACCGUAGCCGGCCGUAGCGUCAGAGAAAAACAGGGGAAUGUUGAUUAUCGGCAACGUGUUUUACAAACAGUGACAUCUCUUUGUGUUGUUUCACUAGUGUUUUGAGGGCACGACCUCCUUAAAAUCUCAAAUAUUAAUCCCCAGCAAGAAGCCAAACUUUCGCUAUGGAAAAAAUUAGUUCCCCGAGAGAGUGGCGGAAAUGGAGCCAAGGUCUUGGUCAACACCUAAAAGGCGCUUUACUUAACGUGCGUACGGAAAAUAAAUAGCCGGGAAAUAAAAAACGCAACCAUAAGUGAGUUUAGUACCUUCCUUAAAAGUAGCAAAUCUAAGGAACAGUUUCUUUUACGGUUAACUCUUUUCUACUCUAUUUACGGCUAACGGUUAAAAUUUUUCAAUUUUUUCGGCUAUCGACUAACUUUUUGGCCGUUUUACGCCUAUCGGUUAACCCCAUUGAAACCCUCCUCUUUGUGCGACUCAGUGGAAGGCUGUAACUGAAAACAAAAAACAAAAAAAACGCAACCUGAGAGUUGAUGGAAAGACGCAUUGUUUUCCCUAGCCCAUGCACUUUCCCCUUCAUCUCGUGUGAUGUGUCUUAAAUUUCUGCUUACGAACAAGACGUGCCGGCCCACAGAUUAAUUAAACCCCUUUGUAUAUAUCGCACGCUAUUCUGUUUCGCACGGUAUUAAUCUGUUUCCUUCAGUACUUUCGCAUCAAAUGUCGGUUUUUUAGCUAGUAGGAAACAUUAUCAUUAAUUACCGCUACAACUACAACGAAAACGCAAUUGUAACCCGAGUAGGAAUAUAAUCAUGGAAAAUUAAAACGCACGCAGUUCUAUUUUGUGUGCUUGUCCUCGCUGUUUGUUUUGCUUUGUCAUUGUUGGCAAUGAGCAAAUAGAGCUCGACUGUUCCCCCGCUCGGUGACAACAACAUCAUAUUUAUGACAAAUGUCUCACAACUCACUUCAGCACAAUUAUCGGAGGGGUCAAGUAACAACACAACAGUUUGCUCUUUUCAUUUAUAGCUUCAACGUCCUGUUUUGCUUUAAGAUACUACUUGAGAUACAAAUUUUAAAACCUUUUGGUUUUACUAGACUCGUCUGUGGAUAUCCAUCUCCUAAGCUCCGAUGAGCGUAAAACUUCCUUCAUGGUUUCAGCCGUCAAAUUGAACCAAAGUUUAGCAUAAAAUAAGCCAUACGUAAGCUUUCAGGUCUGAAUAAACAACAAAUGUAAGUGCGAGAGCUGAGGCACUACCUUAAAAUACAGAGACGAUCACCUUGAUCGUGUUAUUUUACUUUUGAUGUUGACUUAUGGCGAACGAACGUUUGUUCUCGAUCUCAGUGUUAAUACUUCCAGUCCUGUGUCUACAAGUGCUCGGCAUUGCUGGUAAGAUAAGUACGGCAUCCUUUUUAAUUGUAUUGUACAUCCAUUGCGCCAGUACAGGUGAUAACUCCAUUGCAGUUACUAAGACAAUCCCGCAUUUCAAAACUCUCCUAAUUGAUAGGUGCUUAAUCGAUAUCAGGCGCCAAAACAACUCAGACUUUAGUUUCCCACAAGUAAACGUGGUUAUUAAAAGUAACGAAUCAAAGCAUCUGUCUGUUUAAAUAGAGUAACGCAGACCUAUUCUUGGAGUUUUUGUUGCCAAAUCCUGACGUUGAGUUUUUCACGGGUAAUUAUUGGGCUACGCGGUACCUUACUCGUACGUAUACGGAGACAGCAACAAAAACGUCCAACAGCAAUUAAGGUAAUUUUAUGAGCAAACCAUGAACUCUGCUUUAAACUUUUCUGUAAAUUUCUAUGUCGGUUCUGUACAAAAAGGAUAUGAAAUGGCCAAAUUCACAAGUUUUCAUGAGGGUGAACGGCCGGGCGAUAGAUUUUUCAAUAUCGUAAACUAUCGCAUAUAACCAAUAUUAGGGUCUUACAGAGAGUAGUUCUAAAAUAACAACAGGGUUUGAGCGAAGACGUAAGUGCUUAAGCUGAGGCACUGCCUUAAAAUACUGAGACGAACACCUUUAACGCAAUUUUGCUUUCGGUGUUAUAAUUAUGGCGAACAAACUUCUUCCAGUGAAUGCACUCUUUAUAGUUAUGGGCCUGUGUCUACGAUUCAAGUUUUAGGCAAUACUAGUAAGAUAAGAUCUAACCUGGGUCAUACAAUAAAUUCCCUAUUAUUAGGUCAUUUUUGAAAACUCGUAGCGCAGCAGCUGUUAAGAAAAUUCCGCCGGCCAAAAACGCCCACCCGAUGACGUGUUGGGCCAAUCCUAUUUUGGGUAGUUUGACAAAAAUUUUUUGUAACUUUCUGACAUGGCGCUGAAAGUAGAGAAUGAAGCACUAAUUAAAAUUAAACUUGACGUUAAAUCAAAAUUAAUCGGUGCAUUGAAAAAGCAUAUAUAACUUGUAUCGUGCUUCAAGUUAUAGUACACUGGAUUGUUUUGGUAGUCUCUCCUCUGUUUGAAAUGCAAUUUUUUGUUCCUCGGCACGAACCAGUAUAUAUAAACAAUCAAGCCCCGUUUUCACUUUUAAUGCCAUCUAAUUUUCUUCAAACACGAACCCCCUAAAUCACGGUUGCCGUAGCCUGCGUAGCAAGCGUUUCCGUGCGGUUUAGGAGCAAAGAACGAGGAACGAUAGUUAAAGACCGCGCGAAAAAUGGCGUAAGUAAAAGAGCGGGGAGGGGGUGGGGAAGAAAGGUAGGAAACGCUUGCAGACAAACCCCAUUUUGAAAACCGCCCACUUGGCCUGUCACGCCUGAGUUCGCUCACCGACAUUUGAUGCUGUCAUCAGCUGUCAUAAUUGACCAAUAAAAUGUUUGGCUUUCACUGGAGCGGAAAUGAACUUCAGAGGACGCGUAUGUGAACCCAAAAUAUAUAUUUUUUGUAUUUUAUAACACAUGGACGGCGUUUAUGUUGAAAUAUCAAUGAAUCCGAACGAUCAAUACAGGCUUUGGAGAUUUGUCUUUUUAAUCCGUCUAACAGAACAGUCUGUAAAUAACCAUCUGAGAGAAUUCAACAUCCCUCAAAAACACACUAACGAGCUGGGCCAGCAUGACACAUUGCAGGAAACCAUCGCAUUCGCGGGCAAAAGAAAAUCGCUUUCAGUUAUUCAGAUCCAGGACGCACUUUGGAGAAUAAAUUAAACGACCGGAAACCUUAUCUAGUCGCAAGAAGAGCCUUACGUUUCAAAAGAGGUCAAAGAAAAUGCUUUGCAAAUCCCCGAGAGCAAAUCUUGUCCUCUCAGUAUGAAACAAGCCUUUGAUCGACACAUGUCAACGUUGUUCGACUAGCCGAGCCAAUCAGGCGCUGCGUUCGCUGGCGAACGCAGGUUUUAAAAAUCGAGCGGUUUGUCUGCAAGCGUUUCCUUCCUUCCCCUCCCCCUUCCCCCACUUUCAUUUUUUGGCUCUUGUUUCAUUUCUCGCGCGGCCAAAACCGAGAAUCCCUUUCCUCGGUCUUUCCUUGCCCCGAAACCAAACGGAAACGCUUGCUAUGCAGGCUACGGUUGCCGUGAACAUACAUCGCACGGUGUCAAUGAAUGCUUACACCGUUAUGCUAUUGCUUACCUUAAAGAGCUUGUUUCACUGUAAUUUCUCCUCUAUCAACCUCGUCCCCAGGGCUUUUCCCUUAAAAAAUGGGUGGGGCGGGAAAAGGGUAUCAAACGACUGCUAACAAAGAAAGACUUGGGUCCAUUUAAAAUUGACAUAGCUGUAGUUGAUUCCAAUCGAUCGGUCAAUCUUCCCUUUAAUAUAAGGAAAAUCCUUUGUACUUAUCCUCGGAAGAGAAAAGGUAUAAGAGAUCUUCAAAUGUUUCAGAUCGGCGAAAUGUCAUCGUUCCUGGCUGGAGGGCUGACUUGCAUCCGGCGCGGAGAUUUGUUUGUUUCAUGGUCGGGUUGUAGAGAAGACCAGACUCCAUAAAGUAUUUUGAUGAACAAUUCUAUUUCAAUUAAGUUCAAUUUGUUUAAAUUCACUGCAGAUCCUAGAGGCAAAGGCCCGCCUUUUUUUGACAUUGGACAAAAUCACUUUCCGCUUGAUGAUCGUACAGUAAUUCCACAGUCACGAUGAAUUUCAGUCGAAGUACUACUCGACAACAGCUUGUCUCAACUCUGAAGCAUUUGACAUAUUUUGUACGUGACAACGUAGAGCCGGUACGCCCUUUCAUAAGCUCGUAGCAUUUGAAUAAUACGCAAUUAAAUGGAUCUUAAGCUUUUGAAUCGCACAGACGCGAAAAUAUUGCAAACAGUUCGCGAUAUUAUUAUUUUCCAUUGUUGCUCCGUUCGACUUCUGUCAGCGCAAAACCAGCGGGUUGCAUAUAAAUUAGCUUCUCAGGAAUAUUUACGUUGUGCACGUGACCAGCCGAUGCCAGGGCCUUUUCCCGCCCCACCCAUUUUUUAAGGGAAAAGCCCUGGGGACGAGGUUGCUCCUCUAUUUGAACAUUAAAUCCCAUUUAUAAAGUUUUUGUUUUUUAAUAUAGAGCUCCCACUUAGUUUAAAUAUAAAAAUAAUUCUCUUGGACUUGUCUGUGGAAUGAACGCGGAAAGGAGUUCUUCUUGUACUUUCGGAAUACCAGGACGCGCCUUUAGAACUUAGGGACUGUGCAAUAAUUACCUGGAGGGGGGAAGUGGGAAAUGGGUAAAAUAUGCCCCAAAACUAAGUCAUACCCCCCCUCUCAUGAAGCAAAAAUUAAUUUCAACCCCCCCUCACAUAAUCAAAAUAUUAAGGCUAACAAACCCCCGCCUUUCAAAUGACUCUUCGAAGGGUCAUUUGAAGAGUCAGCAGAAUCACUGGACUCCGAGCUUGUGUCGUCUUCGCAUGAAUUGGGAGAUUCCUCAUCUUCUACAGCAUCUCUGGCACGCACUAAGGUUCCUGCGUGCGUGGGUGAGAACUCAGGAAUUCCUGUCUGAUUGAGCUUUUUUUUGAAGCUCAAUUUAAUCAUACUCUCGGCUUUAUUUAAAAUUUGUAUUACUGUUAAAAUUUCAACAAUUGGGUUUUUCAUUCUGCUAAAUUAUAUAAUGAUGCCAUGUGUGCUAACUUGGCAUCUUUCUUUUUCACUGAAUAACAUUUAUAGUGUUGCUUUUGCAACUUUUAAUUGAAGUUUCCUUUUUUAUUAAAUCCUAGUGCAAAUAAAGUAGCACUGUUUUAACACGGUACCGCGGUACAACUCAUAUUUGUAUCCUCGAAAUUAACGAGAAAGCAGAUCGUUUAGAAGAAACAUAAGAAUUAAGUUAUCAGGUAACGUUAAUCCUGUGCAUCUGCAAAGGAUAGGGAAACUUACAGUUUGUGUAGGCUUUAUAACAGUUUCACUAACUUUCAGCUGCCCUUUCUCGAUCUUUAAGUACGACAAGCGUAUCCACAAGAUUAGAUUAAAGGCGCAUUUUAUUUUUCUUAUGCGCCUGGGAGUGCACGGUCUGCAAAGUGGAAGUCGACAUUAGAAUUUUUCUUGUGUUUGAUUCAGUUCGUGUAUUACUCACCCUCCGAUUUUAUGUGCCAUAUAACUGUUUACCAGAAUCUCGAUCAUAAUUAAGCACUGAUAAGAUUUACCAAGUCAUUCAAAUAAUCCGUGUCUUUUCAAUCUUUUGUAUUACGACUUCAAUUCUAAAUCCAGGUCCAGCCUUUGAUUUUAGCGGAAAUGUCUUAUCACGUUAGAAAUUUUUUGUUAAAUAGUUCAGUGCGACAAAAUAUACAUUUGAGUAUUGCUUUCUAGAAUCACUGUGAAAGACUGUACUGGGGAUAAUAACAACUUCACCGAUUAUUAGGGAGGAAUGACAACUGUAAGCGGCAAAUAAUUGCAAUUAUUCAUUUAACACUUGAAGACUUACUGUUUACAAUGUAUUACAACUAUUGCAUGAAACUGAUUUUUGUUCUCAGCGGCCAUCAUAUCUUGGAUGCCUAUGUGCUGCAAAAAAAAAAUACCUGAGUGGCUCUUGGUAUAGUGUACGUAACAAUAAUUAGUACAAAAAAAUGAUAAUACUAUAACCACCUUUUUACUUCCAGCACCCCUUCAUGACCCAUUGUCUCUUGCCUUUGUCAACCUCUUAUCCACUUCUCUCCACAGCCAUCACCCCUCACUCCCAAUAAUAGACGCAUUCCUUUGUAAAUUUACUAUUGACUGAUUGCAGAAAUAAAAUAAUAGAGAGAUUAGGAUUCACGUUUACGCCAAACGGCAAACGUUAAUUUAUACCACGUGACCAAGUUUUUCCCGAUUGUCGUUAACUGUUUAUUACUUCAACUAAAAAUAAAGUAGUCUCACGCCAGUGUUAUACAUAAGAAAAUUAUUGUUCUCGACAGAUUUUAUCUGCUUAUUUUCUGAGAAGGUCUCAACUUGAAUCUGACGUUUGCAGUUUUUGCGGAAACGUAAAUCUUAAUCUCUCUAAUAUUGGCAUAAUAACUUUGGUAUGAUUCAUUUUUUUAAGGCCUGGAUUUUACUUUCAAUUGCUCUGUUUACACAUUUCAUAUGAAGUCCCUUAUCAGCUGGGAAAAAAGCAAGAAUCUGUGUGAGCAAAAUGGUGGCAAGCUUGUUUCCAUGGAACGUUUAAGGGCUGAGUUAAACUUCCUAGAAACUCAGUCAAAAACCCGGAAAAUGAACACUACUGAAUAUUACAUUGGAUUGAGGAAAAAAGGUCAGAAAUGGAUAUGGGUUAGCGAUAACAGCACAUUAGAGGAAACUGAAAGAGUUAAUUUUCCUUGGGCUCCAAGUGAGCCAAAUGGGAAUGGAAAUUGUGUCAAAAUGUGGCUCCAAAAAACGAACCCACGGACUUAUGUAUAUGACGACGUUGACUGCAGACAUUCUACGUCUGAUAUUGGAUAUAUCUGCGAGAGAAUCUCCACACUUUUGAAAUGUGGAAGUAAUGGUGAGUAGCUAGAGACAGUUAGUUAUUAUCAGUACAUCAUGUUUUCUAUGAUCUCUCCCAGCGGCUGCUUGCUUUAGUACAGUUCACUAAAUAAAAACUUUAUUUGAUUUGCCUACUGAAUGUUGUAAGUCUUCCAACAUUCAAUACAUGAUUCUGUUAAAACAGUACCGAGAAAAUCGUUCAUAUAUAUGCACUCAUAGUAAAAUCUAAAGACUUCUCUCAACCUGAGAGAUUUAGUCAAGAAGAACCUUAACCUGUUAUGGAAAACCGUCAAGUCAAAUAGGUCACAUGUACUAAGAAUGAAUACCGUCGACAAGUUUCAAGUAAACACACUGAAUGAUCUGCAAAGGUUAUCGUAGUCCCGUAUACAUAUUUUCACUUUAUUCUCUCUAUAUUCUACUCAGUGUUUUACCCAUAGUUGAAAUAAGCGACGCUCUUGUAUAAGCACCGCACCUAUAACAGGGAAAAUGAAAUAAACGCCGCGGCGCUUAAUUGAUCAUUUACGGUAAUUAACUGAGGAAGACAUAAACACCACCACACCGAUAGAACCCAAAAGAAAACGGGAUAUAUAGUAGCUGUUGGUAUAUUUUUGCUGAUCGGGAACUCUAAAGAUCCUACAGCUUUGCGGCAUUUUCAUUUGCAGUCCUUUGCCGCUAGUUUUGUACUCCAUUUAGCGAAACACGAUUUGUUACAUCUGCUGGAGCGAAAAAUCAUUUGACGGUAUACAUCCCGGUAUAAAAUGUACGAUAAACACGAUAAAACAACCUACAUGUCCUCUAAAUUAAAAAAUCCAUUAAUUAAUACACCAAAGAUAAUCACUUGAAUACUUUAUAAAUAGUUGUAUCCUGAAUUAAUUCAUUAUCUUAGUUUUUUGAUGAACAGCUAAAGCUUUCCUUUUUUCAGUUUCACCGCUGCUCACUGUCUCUUCCAAAUUGAUUACAAAUAUACUAAUUCAGUCACUGUGGCUGACAACGGAGGUUCGUUGUCGAAUUCAGUGACGCAUGUCGUUUUGCAGGCGUAGAUCUUCGUCUUUGCAAUUUUCUUCCCAGAGCCAACGAGUAAGACACCAAAGCUGCCGGAAAGCACGACACCUUCCCCAAUCGAUAGAUCAUCCGUUACGACAGCUACAGUGCGGCGGUCUAUCGCCUCUCAGUCAGAGACUCAAUCUACGACCAAGGAUUUUACUGAUUAUAAGCCACAUACAAUUAAGGGCUCAGCGACAAUGGGAACAAGUAAGCCAAUAAUACUGUAAAGCUUAAGUACUAGUAAUUCCUGCUAAAAAAUGGAAGUAAUACGUCCUGUACAAGUUGUACUGGCUACCAUUUUUACGUGCCCGAAGUCACUGAGUAGUCUUUCGCAGAGCAAAGGCAGUACCCAAAGGUGGUAAACUAACUCCGUGAUUUGUUCUUCAGAUCUGCCGACCAGCGCCGGCCUCUACAUUCAACCUUAACAAACCAUUUCGUGUUAGUCCUAGUGGUUACAAAAAGAGGUGUAUAUGUUUUUAUAGUAGCUGGAUAUUUUAACAUCUGGCAACAUAGCUAGCAUCCUCGGAGACCCAGGGGCAGUCAGUCGGGUUGGGAGAAAAGGUGGGACGAACGUUUUCAAGUACGGGCAAAAAAGCCCCUGGGUAUCGACUCUCACCCAACUAUUUCCAAAAAUACAAGCGGAUGCCGGCUCCUGAUUGGGCACAAAAAAUGCUUUGUAUUAUUGUGCCCAAUCGGCGAACAGUUUCUCUUGAGUUCUUUUCGUGAGUUUUUACACGACGCCUAUUGUUUCGCCACCCUUGCCGGGUUUGAUCACCAAGCUUGUGGGUGCAAGGGAAACUUUUAUUUUCUACUUUCCUAACUGGAAACGAAGGAACUACCGAUGAGUCGAAAAAACGUUUGGGAUGCUUUCAGUAGGAACAAUUCAAUUUGCCUCGAGAAUCAGAUUCUGUUUUUGACGGAUCACAAUGUAUCGUGAAUAAUGGGAAGUUUAAGAUGCGGCGGCGACGAGAAAGUCAAAUAAGCAAUAGCUUGACAAAGCAAAACAACAAGUUUGCACGUGCAUUCACUUUUCCAUGCGACGUUUUCGUGGCCGUGUCAGCCGUCGUGGUAUCUUUUAAAAACUCCCUAAUAUUUACGCAAGGCGUGACCGAUUCAAGCGUGAAUACCUGUUGUAAGCUCAAGCUUGUAUAGUUUUUGGAUAAGCGUCUUUAGUUUUCGGGCAGACAGUGAUUUGAAAUCAGAUGGGGAUUUUAUAUGAAACUGAAAGUUUCCUGACUGCGUGCAUUUCUUCGGUGCCUGAACCAGAGAAGCCGUGAUCGAGACAGUAGCCGUCGCGUACAACUCACGAAAAGAGCUCAGGAGAAACUGUUCGCCGAUUGGGCACAAUAAUACAAAGCUUUUUUUGUGCCCAAUCAGAGCCGGCAUCCGCUUGAAUUUAGUGAUUUUUUUUAUAAUUUUUUUCCUAAAGGCGGCACAGUGGCGGGUUAAUAGCCAUGACUUUGAAUUCGUACAUUUCCGCCCUCCUUUCUUCCAUAUCUGGCCAACAUUUCAUGAUUCAAACUAUUUUAGGUCGGAGUCAAUGGUUCAAUAAAUGCUGAGAAGUUUUGGAUAAUUUUUUUAAUGUUUCUAAUGAAUAAAAAUCAGGUUCCAGGAACGUUUACUAUUAUGGAGAAAUUGGGAAACUGAGGUCUCUUCUUAGUCCAAUACUAUACGUCUUAUAUACAGCUCCCCUUCGAGAUAUUUUACCUAAACACAACGUUCAGUUUCCUCGGUAUGCAGAUGACACUCAAUUGUAUCUGUUUUGUGAAUCGUCUUCUCUCCAAUCCAGAAAUCAAUCGGUCCAAAUUAUUCAGUUUUGCACGAAAUAUAUUGAUGAAUGGAUGACAAGUAACAAACUGAAGCUGCCAAAGGCAAGACCGAACUUAUAUUAACAGUUAUAAUUAACUCAGUUAUCGACCUAAAACAGAGAUAGAAAAGUUCUGACAGAAGUCUUAGCACUCUUUCCUGAUCAAGUCCACAGUUCCAAUAAUGCAGCUCGAAAUUAAUAUUGGUUUCAUCUUUGAUGAAACGCAGCCAUUUCAGCAUGACGUUCCACAUUCGAUAAAUUGCCCGUAUUCGAAGAUUUUUAUCUGAUCAUGAUGAAAGUGUCAAAACACUUGAAAAUGACUUUUGUGCAUGCAUUUGUCAAGUGUAGACUUGAUACUUGUCAUUAUUAUACGCGGGAUAACCUUAUCCAGAAACUUCAAAUAGUCCAAAACUGUGCUGCACGACUUAUCACGAAAGGGAGAAAAUAUUAGCUAAUAUUACCACAUCACCCCAGUACUACGAGAACCGUUCACUGGCUUCGGUUUAACGAACGCGUUAUGUUUAAAAUUCUGCUUUUCACCUAUAUAGCUCUACAUCACGUGGCACCUCUUUACAUAUACAAGACCUACUAGCUUUUUACUCUCCUACACGCAACCUUAGGUCGUCCUCGUCAAGUCUACUUGCUGUAACUUUCUGUAAUUUCAAGACAUUAUGGUGACCUUGAGGCGUUCUUAGUUUGAGCACCAAAAUGAAAAAUUGGAACUCUUUGCCCCUUGAAUUAAAAAUCUCCCAUUCGGUCGAUAUCUUAAAGAAUAAUUUGAAGACGCUUCUUUUUAACAGAACAUUUAGUUAAUAUUUACUAAUAUUUAAUUUUUCGUACUUAUUUUGUAAAGCACCUUAGAACUAUAAGGAUUUUGGCGUUAUAGAAAUUGUAAUUGUAAUUGGAUUUGGGGGUCAAUGAAAAUUUAAAAAGUAAAGGGAAGAAUUUGUAAAACAAAUACCAGGUAGCCUAAAACCCGUGCAAGGUACUAGAACAACCAUUUCAAUACUUUACUUUAUUUCAUUCUCAGUUCGACCCCAUCCCCCCCCCCCCACCAAAAAAAAACAACAACAACAAGCAGAUUGCCCCCUUAAGGUUAAUUACCUGGCUACAAUUCGGGUGUUUCCUUAAUGUUCAUACGUACUCUUUAGGAAGUCACUUGUUUUUAUGAGCGUUUGCUCUUCAAGGAAACCUGCGGGUAACUUACAACGUUGUCAUACGCUUGUAUAACAAGCGCAUUCAGAAUUUCUUAAUACUAGUUUACAUUUUUUAAUGAGUAUCCAGCUUUUAUGAGGAAUAUGUUUACUGUUCGCCAUGCAACGUAUAAUUUGCGAGGUACCCAUAUGAUGACUCUAAGCAAGCCUAGAACAACAACCUAUGGACUACACUCUUUUUCUUAUUUUUCCGCCCAGAAAUGGAACGAUCUUCCCGGCGAAUUAAGCGAUGUGUGCAAAGUCGCAGUACGUUUGAUUAGUUUUCACUAAUUUUUGUCUUAUUUUGUGUGUAUUUUUUUUUUUCAGUUUUUAGAGGUCUUAAUUUGUUUCUCGAAGAUAUUAGCUAUAUAGUGUAGCUACUCUAAAAUUCGAGUUAAAAUAAAGGUUAAUGUAUGACGUAUGUAUCUAUGUAUGUAUGUAAACAAGAGAAACGCUUUUCCAAUCGGGCUUAACUUCGGAUAACACCCAGAGGUCGCAUUUUGGUUUCUCUAAGUUUAUAGAAUAACUCUUAAAUUCUAUUUCAUUUGUCUGUUUCCUUUUCCAGCGGUAUUUCCGGAGGGCAUCGCCGAUGAAUCUCCUGAUACCACCACAAUCAUCUUAAUCCUGUUAGCCGUUAUCAUACUAGUUGUUUUGAUUGUAUUUUUCCUCAUUUUUUCUCGCCGACGUCGCAACAACAAGGCAAAAGGUAUUUUUCGUUAUUCAUUAUACUGCAUAAUAUCAUGGUUUCUAAAACUGUGAUCUAAUCGCCGAACCCGGCAAAUGAUGUUUUUGAUUAGACUGAUGUGGAUUGAAAAUAUGGGGAAAAUGUUAAAAUAUACCUAAAUGGUGAGCUUCUAAACUGUCUAGUGCAAAAGUUUGAAACCAGUUUAAAGAAAUUCGCGACAGAUUCGCUCUUAGUUUCUUGAAGUGUAAAAAAGCUUUGGUAUUUCUUUGCGAUGGCCAGUUCUCUUUCAAAUUUUUUUUAAUAUGAAAACAACAUUUUUAGCACCAGCUUAUGAUGGUCUGUUAUUACCACAGUUUUUUUUUCCUUCACAUUUUGCAUUUUUUCUUUAAUUUGUAUGCAUAUCAAGAGUCUUUGCACUUGGGUUAAGUUCACACAGAUACAUGUAGUGCCUCUGCGCUUAAGAGAUCGAUGCAGCGCAGCUCCAAUUGGCUCUAUUGACCACUCCAGAAAAAACCAUAACAUACCAUAAUGCUCUUUGUUUGUCACCCCAAAAUUUUGCAGAAGCAUUGUUUUCAGUUUCUCUUGGGAGUUAAGAUGGCCCAAAGAGAAACUUAAAACAAUGCUUAUGCAAAACUUUGGGGUGACAAACAAAGAGCAUUAUGGUAUGUUAUGGUUUUUUCUGGAGUGGUCAAUUACAGAAAUCGCGCCAAAUUAAGUCACCGAUCUUAUAUCCAUGUGAACCGAAUAGAAGCCCUAUCCAGUAUGGUUUUCGUCCCGGCGCAAAAGGUAUCCAGUAUAAUGUGAACUUAGCUUAUAAAAGUUAUCAUUCUCUUUUAAGUUUUUCAUGAGUUGUUUUUUGUUUAAGUUUCGUCUUCAAGAAAACAAUCCAGUGACCAAACACACCACCUGCAUAGCUCCACCGAACUUACAGUUCAUUUCAGCAUGUCACAAGCACGUGAAGAACGUUUGACCAUCAAGACAGUUACAGAAAACAACGAAGAGUACACCUAUGCCGUUGUUGAUGAGAAUAAACGAAAAUCCAAGUGUGAUCAGGGAGGUCCAUCCAGCUCCAAAGUAGGAGGAGUUCAACCGUCCUCAGAGGAUGAGCACCUUGCUGCAGACCAAUCAGCAUUGAAGGAGAGUACGGAGAUGUGUGAUAAAAGCAACGAUCAGGAGGAAAAGGGGCGCCACGUUUACGCGAACGUGCUUGUUAAAGAAAACAAGGAAAUGUUUUUUAAAACAGCAGUUUCUCGGGAUGAUGGCCUGGACGUUGCCUACACAAAAGGCAGCUCGGCUAUGGGUAACGAUCCUGUGGAGCAUUUGAAUCGUUCAUCUUUGGAACAAGGAAAGGAAAUAAACAGCAAGAAGGCCACCAGUGAACAGGAUCCAAAUAGCGCAACUGACUGCAACGAUCACUUUUAUGCAGCUGUUGACAAGUCAAAAAAGAAACGAAUGGCCCCUAAGGUAAGUAGUUCUAAACCCCUACUUUAUAAUUUCCUAUCGAUCGCUUAGUUCAAAUCUGUGAAUGAUCAUAUGUUCAACAUUACCUUUUUUUUAAGGAUGCUAAGGGAAUUUUCACACACUUUAUUAUAUGUAAUACAAUAUACAAUGCAAUCAAUCAAUUUAUUUCUGUCAUAACGUGGGGUAGGGUUGCCCCGAGUACCCAAGCCGGAGGCACAUGUAUAAGACGCAUGACAAAAAUAAUAAAAAAAUAAUUAAUACAAUACAUGAAAACUAUAAAAAUUUAAAAAGUUACAAGUAUAUAAGACAAUUAUAAUAAAAAGUAAUGUAUCCGGAAAUGUAUAUGUAAGAGGUAAACAAGUACAACACCCUCCCUCAUCCUUAAGAAUAAAUCGAUGUUGAAUAUAUGAUAAGCUAAAAAAACCCUAAGACAAACAAUACUUACAUUUGCAAUUGGCCUUAAGGGCUUUUACAUAUAAAGCAUAAUGAUUCGAAGAUGCAAGUUUAUUGUUCAGUGUUUUGUUAAUUCCUAAUCACAUAGACUUUACUAGACUAAAAUAUUCAAGGUGUGGAAGUAUAUAAGCCUCGUACAAAAUAAGUGAGAUGUCAGCAGGCACCAGCUUUCUUAGUCGUCUCAAAGCUCCAACCUUGGCUAAAGGACAAAUUAUCGUCAUCUACUUCGAUAACUUGAGAGUGCUAUACCCAGAAUCAAUGAAAUCCAGACAUAUUAGAAGAAAACAAAGUUUUAAAAGCGUCAUAAAGCUGGUCAAACAUCAAUUUUUCUAAGAUUUCAGUAUGAUGGGAUUGACACUUGUUUAACGAUAAUUACAUGGAAUGGUUAUGAAGACCGUCAGACUCCUUUGCUAUAGGUUUUUGCGGACUUGACAAAGCACAAAGUUCAAUAGCAUUCCUAGCAUUUUGAUGUGGUGUUUGAUGCGGUUAACGACCAAUGAAUCAACAUAUUGAUAAUAUUCAUUCAUAUUUUGCAAAGAUUUUGCAUCGUCAAUGAAACUUCCUUUAGUUAAUAAACUGCAGGACUUUUUUAAAAUCUUGUCUUGAAUGUUUUGUUUUUGUUUUUCGAUUCUUUUAUUGUUAUCAUUAUUAUUAUUAUUAUUGUUAUUAUUAUUAUUAUUUUUUUUUUCAUACAGAAACCUCUCCCUUACUGCAGUGGCCACCUCAUGUAUGCAGACAUGAGCCACUUACCGACCAACAAAAACGGGAAGGUUCACAGAGCAUGCGCUUCCACGGUUUACGCUGACAUCAAUCAUUCGGCUAAGAGAAAGGUGAAGACCGGAUUUAAACCAAGGCUACCAACAAUGUGA
Messenger RNA from Porites evermanni, 18205 nucleotides. The record is from the annotation of a GenBank genome assembly. NCBI's taxonomy places the organism in Eukaryota, Metazoa, Cnidaria, Anthozoa, Scleractinia, Poritidae.